This is a messenger RNA of Trifolium pratense (red clover), 1465 nucleotides long. Its product is annotated as aspartate-semialdehyde dehydrogenase. Gene Ontology annotation, biological process: L-threonine biosynthetic process. The record is from RefSeq and is a predicted model, not a curated record. The transcript has 7 exons. Lineage: Eukaryota; Viridiplantae; Streptophyta; Magnoliopsida; Fabales; Fabaceae. Gene Ontology annotation, molecular function: NAD binding; aspartate-semialdehyde dehydrogenase (NADP+) activity; NADP binding. The coding region runs from base 84 to 1217 and encodes 377 amino acids.
UGUUUUCAGUUACUGUCCCACUUCUAAAGUCCAACAACAAAGUAAAAACCCUUUCUUUCUUUCUCUCUCUCUAGAAUCCAUCAAUGGCUUCACUCUCUCUCUUACGCCAAACCCAUUUCAUCUCCGCCACACUCCCAACCCGACCCAAACCCAAAUAUGCAUCACCACCAGGAAGAGUCCAAAUGUCCCUUCAACAAAACGCACCAACAAUCGCCGUCGUCGGAGUCACCGGCGCCGUCGGUCAAGAAUUUCUCUCCGUUCUCUCCGACCGUGAUUUCCCAUACAGUUCCAUCAAAAUGCUCGCAUCAAAACGCUCCGCCGGCCGCCAUUUAACCUUCGAGAACAAAGACUACGUUGUGGAGGAGCUGACGGCGGAGAGUUUUAACGGUGUUGACAUUGCUCUUUUCAGUGCUGGUGGUUCAAUUAGUAAAAAGUUUGGUCCUAUUGCUGUGGAUCGAGGUACCAUUGUUGUUGAUAAUAGCUCUGCGUUUCGAAUGGAUGAGAAUGUUCCAUUGGUUAUACCUGAAGUGAAUCCUGAAGCAAUGAAGAAUAUUAAAGUUGGAAUGGGAAAAGGUGCUCUUAUUGCUAAUCCUAAUUGUUCUACAAUUAUUUGCUUAAUGGCUGCUACACCUCUUCAUCGUCGUGCAAAGGUGUUGCGUAUGGUUGUUAGUACAUAUCAGGCUGCUAGUGGAGCUGGUGCUGCUGCAAUGGAAGAACUUGAGUUGCAAACUCGUGAGGUAUUGGAAGGAAAACCACCAACAUGUAAUAUAUUUAACAGACAGUAUGCUUUUAAUCUGUUCUCACACAAUGCGCCUGUUCUUCCAAAUGGAUAUAAUGAAGAAGAAAUGAAAUUGGUCAAGGAGACGAGAAAAAUUUGGAAUGACAAGGACGUUAAAGUAACAGCUACAUGUAUACGAGUUCCUGUCAUGCGGGCUCAUGCUGAGAGUGUGAAUCUUCAAUUCGAGAAUCCCCUUGAUGAGGACACUGCAAGAGAGAUUUUGAAGAAUGCUCCGGGUGUAGUGGUUAUUGACGACCGUGAAUCUAAUAACUUCCCUACUCCAUUGGAAGUGUCAAAUAAGGAUGAUGUUGCUGUUGGCAGGAUUCGCCGCGACCUGUCUCAGGAUGGGAAUCAAGGGUUGGACAUUUUUAUAUGCGGGGAUCAAAUUCGCAAGGGAGCUGCACUUAACGCAAUCCAGAUCGCCGAGUUGUUGCUAUGAGUUCUGAUAUGUCAAGAUUUUGGUACCCUAAAAUUAUGCUGCUUUUGAAUCAGUUUUGUAUUUGUAGUUGGAAGUGGUUAUUCUUUGGUUUUGUAAGGUUUAGCUAGUCGAGGAUUUUUCAAGGAUGUGGUUAUUCACUAGCUAGAACAAUUUUUUUUUUCUUUCACGGCCUUAAUUAUUUUUGCACUGACACUCUGUAGUCCGCUCCUGUGAGAAUAACAAUAGUUGGUUAUAUGGCAUUGGAAACA